UCAUGACAAAUCACAUUUUCCUCACUUUCUUCCAACAGGUUUUAGACUUCAAUGGGAGACCUGCAAAAAUGCCUCAACACCGGCGAAUAUGGAAAUCUAAAAAACUGUCCCCUGUUCGAAAGUAAUUUCGUACAGGUCACCAGAUUGGGGGAAGUAGCCAAUAGGGUCACCAUGGCUAUUGCUGCAAGCAGUCCGGCCUUAGAACUGCCCGAUCUGAUGAUACUUGCGAGGCCCAUCGAAUAUCCAAUGGAGGAAUGCACCUGCCAGUGUCCCGAAGCCAAGUUUGUCCCAAGAGAGCAGCUACAACUGACUGCGCUCCUGCCCCUGAAGUUUGUACGGAUCUACGUUCACAGGGAGAGCCGAUACCAGCUGAAACUGAGCCUGGCCAAUGGCCGCACGUUCUAUUUGCAGCUUCUAGCCCAUCCUCUAAAAGUGGACCAUCUCUUUGGGCAGUGGGUGCGGCUGCUCUACCGCCUGCGGUUCUACCGCACGGACGCUCCCAUCACCUAUCGACUGGUGGACCAAAGAUACCCUUACUUUAGUACGCUCGGAAUCUUCGUUAUAAUCGGUGUGGGCAAGGGGGAACCGGCGCCUGUAAUUCACGACUUUGGCCACAGGAGGGCAGCAGCUGCGUCCCUAGCAGCUCCCCUCCUCAAAGAGACUCCGGCACCGCCACAACCUCGACGUGCGGCCUCGUGCGAAGGCGGCGCCUGA
This is a messenger RNA of Sphaerodactylus townsendi, 714 nucleotides long. It is a transcript of the gene GARIN5A, whose product is annotated as golgi associated RAB2 interactor 5A. The transcript is spliced from 4 exons. Gene Ontology annotation, cellular component: nucleus. The coding region runs from base 52 to 714 and encodes 220 amino acids. Lineage: Eukaryota; Metazoa; Chordata; Lepidosauria; Squamata; Sphaerodactylidae. The record is from RefSeq and is a predicted model, not a curated record.